Rotaria sp. Silwood2 is the source of this 300-nucleotide messenger RNA. Lineage: Eukaryota; Metazoa; Rotifera; Eurotatoria; Philodinida; Philodinidae. The record is from the annotation of a GenBank genome assembly.
AUGUAUUUGCCUUCCAAUUCUGCAUUGAAAUUUGUUCAACGUUUUUCAUCACUUACUCGUAUUGAACUUAAAGUAUUUUCAUUCGAUAAUUGUAUAUCUAUCAUUGAUAUAUUUCUUAGUCAUCUGCAGCACUUAUCUUAUGCUAAAAUUAAUUACGAUCAAGUUACAUUGCUUGAUGAUCCAUUUUCACGUGAUUAUAUUAUUGAAAAACGUCAUCAACAAUUUCCUGAUACUUUUUUUGAUGAAACUAUGGUCAAUGUUAAAUAUAAUGGUGAAUCUUUUAGAAUCUGUUUAUCAUAA